This is a messenger RNA of Pseudovirgaria hyperparasitica, 968 nucleotides long. Its product is annotated as DUF1768-domain-containing protein. NCBI's taxonomy places the organism in Eukaryota, Fungi, Ascomycota, Dothideomycetes, Acrospermales, Acrospermaceae. Bases 238 to 840 code for a protein of 200 amino acids. The record is from RefSeq and is a predicted model, not a curated record. The transcript is spliced from 3 exons.
UUCUUGACUGCGGCUGCCGGGGCAUAUAUAUCUACUCGCAUUGGUCAUUCAUUGUUUAAUUUGGGGCAUCCUUCCUAUAAAAUCAUUUCUCGAAUUAUUUUGGAAAGGGCAAACCCUUUUUCUCGGACACGUACCAACGUUUUCGCCCGACUUCAACACUAUAAAAUACUUUACACACAGAACACUGUACCAUUAUUCUCCGAGGCGCGCCGUCAAACAGUCAGAAAAGAAGCAUCCAUGUCCUCAGACUCCUCCACACCACUGUACUUCUGGCGCGAGACUGAGCCCGAUGGCGGCUAUCUCUCACAAUGGUACAUGUCGAUGUUCGUGCACAAGUGCGACACAUACGUCUCUGCCGAGAUGUGGAUGAUGGCAGGCAAAGCGCGACUUUUUGACGACAAGGCCAUUCUAGAACAAAUCAUGAAAGAGAAACGGCCGCGCAAACACAAGGGUCUAGGGCAGAAAGUUCAGCCGUGGGAUCAGGAUGUUUGGGAAAGGGAGCGCUUUGAUAUCGUCGUUCAAGGAAACAUGCUCAAAUUCACGAGCGGCAAGGAAAGGCCCGAGCUUCGCAGACGACUUUUGGAGACGGGCGACCGCGAGCUCGUGGAGGCCAGUCCGUUCGAUCGCGUAUGGGGGAUCGGUUUCAAGGCUGAGCACGCAGAUCAGAAUCGGUCAGCGUGGGGCGAGAACCUGUUGGGCAAGGCGCUGAUGGAAGUGCGGAGGAGACUUAGGGAGGAGGGCGAGAAGGAGGAGAUGGAGGCGAAGGACAAGGACCCCUUACCCACCGGGGUAUCAGGGGAAGAAGUGAGUGCUGUGGAGGAGACCGUGUCUACGGCGUGAGAUGAGGAGGCUUUUGUAUCAUUCGCUUCCCAUAUAAGAAGCGAAGGAGUCUUAUAACAUAUGUACAUAACUCCCAUCUGCCGUAGACCCAGCUGCCGUAGACCCAUCUACCAAAAGCAUUCACAUCA